CAAAAUGGCGGUCAAAUGUUGUUGAUCCAAAAAAGCAGAAACUAUCGAUAAAAAUGGACGGAAAAUCGCGAGAAAAUCCAGCUGAAGAGGAAGAAGAAGGGUUUAUUGCUUUAGCUAAUGAGUUUCUGGAGAAGUGCAACAUAGGGACUAAAAUCUCCAGGCUAACGGAUUGUAAAGAUGAUUUUUUUGUUUCUGUCUACAAGGGUCUCAUUGGUGACGACUUGAAAGGUACUCAACUAGUGGCCACAGCAGGACUCGAACCAGGCACCACCAGAUUGCGAGGCCGAUGCUACAGUGAACUGGAUGACUCCAAUGUACUGACAUCACAACAUGAGGUUAUUUCUGGUCUUCUAAGGGAAGAAUUUGGAUCAGGAUAUCAGGAUAAUAUGUACAAAACAGAACCAAGGAKCCAAGCACCACCAGUCAGUGUUGGACUUGAUUCUCAGAAGAUGGCAUCAUCCUCCUCCUCUGUCUUUGCCAGACCCGGCUACAGCAAUUAUUCAUCCAGUGUAGGAGAUACCAGAGAUGACAGAAGUAAACUGAACAAGCUCACUACUAAUUCUGGACAUGAUGCUGAUACAUCUGAGGUCAGUGAUUCCACCAAUGAAUUGAUAAAGCUUGGCGAGACAACUGGCAGUUUGCACUCUUUACGGGAUAAAAGAAACCGAACCUAUGACCUACCCACGAGAGAUAAACAGCCAGUGUGCAGUGAUAUGUGGUCUCAUAGUACAUCUAUCACAGAUGGAGGGGACUCGGACGAUUUGACGCAAUAUACCCUCACGUCUGAAGAAGGACAAAGAGAUAAGCCCUUAGAUAACUUUUCUAGCAGCCUUCUCUCAAGCACUUCAUCAUACAACCAGCAAAUAUCGCCACUAGACUCUGGAACAGACGAAGCAAAGCUGGCUUCACUUGGCAUGAGGCCAAGGGUUGAUGUUGUAGCAACUGGUGCUGCUGAUCAAGAAGGGAGUGAAAGUGGGGGAAGYGGACGAAGUACCCCAAUGUUACAUCAUCAUUAUCAUCAUCAUUUUCAUCAUCCUGUUGGAUCUGAUGUAAAACAAAAUGAUAGAACAGACAUUCCUGGGGUAGAUAGCACUAGAGGGGUCCCAGGCACAAGUGGUAUCCAUCCACACCAUUUGCAGCCUAAAAGGUUAAGUGUUCCUGGUCCAAGCAUCGAUGUACCAAAAGAAACAAUAUCAGGUCGCACUAUUCCAAGAAGUGGUCUUCCAAAUGCCAGUAUUCCAGGAACUACUGUACCAUUGCCAGAUCGUUYUGCCCCAAGACCUGGUAUGGACCCAAGUUAUAGUAUUAUCACUAGUUUUCCAGGAAAUACAAGACAAUUGCCAGAGCAUUCUGCUACAAAAUCUGGUAUCCCAAGUCACAGCAAUACCACUACUUUUCCAGGAACUACGGUACCAUUUCCAGAUCAUUCCACUACAAGACCAAGUAUCCCAAGUACUAGUAUUCCAGUAACUAAAAGACCAUUUCCAGAACAUUCUGCUGGAAGAUUUGAUUUUCCAAGCACGAACCUUCCUGGACCUAAAGUAGCAUUUCCAAGUCGUUCUUCUCUAAGGACGGAAAUUCCAAUACCUAGUAGAAGCAGAGAUGUACCUGUCUAUUCUACCCAAAGUACCAACGUUCCUGGACGUGAUGCAUACAUGCCUGGCMCACAGGGUCGUACUGGGAAGAUGACAUCAUUGUCAAGUACUGCCCCGUCGUUACUAAGAACAGCAACAGAUCCACUGAGUUCAGCCGGUACUGGACGAUUCCCUUCCUCUGGUGGCUUGAGUGACUCGGUAUUCACAUCUUCAGAUACUGCAGGCUUAAGAAAACCAUAUGUCUCUUAUUUAAAGAAAUCUCGUGGGAUAGGACAUGAACAGGAUGAGCAGAGAGAGAGAAUGGAAAACCUGGUAACAUUGGAUAAACCCAGCACAAGUAAAGACACUCAACAAACAUCUAGACUUACCAAAGAACCUUCUGUCACACACGAAAAAGCGAAACACCCCGAAGACAAACACACGAACAUGGAUAGCGACAGUGAUGGGUCUGACAGCGAUGACAGUGAUGUUGCAAGGCACAGUGAUAGCGCUAUAGAACGAUGGAAGAAAAUUGAAGCACAACCAARAUCUACGUCGAAAUCCGCUCGUCGAGCCGUUCAUUUCGACGAAGAUGCGGAAGUCAUCCCGAUAACAAGCCGAAUGGACAGACUUCGGAGACUAUUAGAGGACGAAGCCGAGGAACAGCGGCAKCAGCACACUACUGCCAUGCGCGAGGCUUAUGCUGAACAGCUUCGGGAUAUUCAGAAGCAACAGGAAGAUGAAAGAAGUGAAAUAAAAAAGAGAAAAGUACAGAGGUCGCCUCAGGUUCCAAAAAAGAAAGCAAAAAAGCCAGUUCCAACCAAGCAGCGUGGUCGCCUCGAAACAAUAUACCGUCCACAAGGAAGGACACCUCGAUCAAAGAAGCGACCGUUGGUGAAGACUAGAAAGAGAAGUGCGUCUGCUAGCCCUGAUAUUGGACGGAGAAAGAAAGUUACAGAUUUCCAGGAAGCGCUUUUACCAUCGUUAUUCGAAGAAUUCCCCUUUCUUCACGUCUCGCCCCAGACUACACACGCCAUGUGGCAAAAACAGGCCAGGCAACUCAGCAUUCUUAGUAAGACUGAAACAGAGGCCAAGAAGACAAAGGGGCAGCGGUCUGUCGAAGAAGCAGAGAAAAGGCAGGAACGUCUGUUGAAAAUACUCAAGAAGGAGUUGGAAACUAAUCAAAGAAUGCGUGAUGAACACGAACGUGAGGAACGUGAACGUGCUGUCAAGACAAAGAUGAACGAGAAGCGACAAGUAGCGGCGCGCGCCCGAAGGUACUACGACGAGUACCAGCUGCGCAUGCGCUCUAAGAUGCUCAAGAGACGAACGCGGGAAGAGCAAAUAUUUAAAAAUCUUUUCCAAGAAGGUCUUGAAAUUCAAAAGCAACGUGUGCGAGAGCUGCAAAAAUAUGCCAAAGAAAARCGACAAGCUCUGGAACAGCGACAAAUGAACGAGAUAGAAUCACUGGAAAACUACUAUAAAGACCAGUUCGCYAUGUUAGCUGAGGGAAUGACUCGAGAAAGAAAUGAAAUUAAAGUACGUCAAGAGGCACAAGAAAAGGUCAUGAGACAAAUGCGUCGCGAACUCCGUCAAAAAAUGGAAAAAGAAAUCCGUGAUUUCCAAGAAAAUCUAAACAGAGACGAAGAAUGACCAAAUAACGAUCUCAAGUCUGUGUUUGGCCGACUGUCAGACAAAUGAAAAUGAAAGCCAAAUGGAUUURAUUGUAAAGUUUAUUGGUGUUAAUACAUCAAAGCUGUAAACUAAAUCAUUACGUUUAAAAUAAAAUUACUCAAUAAUAUUUGAUCGUUUUUCGUAUAAACCACAAUUUAGUAAAUCAUAGUUUUAAAAAAAUUGUUAAAAGUUAAUUCGCUCGAAUCGUGCU
This is a messenger RNA of Actinia tenebrosa (Australian red waratah sea anemone), 3459 nucleotides long. RefSeq lists its product as uncharacterized. Lineage: Eukaryota; Metazoa; Cnidaria; Anthozoa; Actiniaria; Actiniidae. The record is from RefSeq and is a predicted model, not a curated record. Gene Ontology annotation, cellular component: spindle pole; centrosome.